AAAUUUUGUAUUUAGUGAGAGUUUGCGAUCCCGCGGGUACGGUCGAAAAAUACGGGAUACUAUUCCGGCUGUCUGUGUGAGUGUGCGAAAUAUUUUUUGGAUUAAGCAAAGAAAAAAAAAAAGAAAGAAAUAAUUUUACAAAGAUUCCAAAGCAAAGAAAAAAAUUAAAAAUAAAAUCCCUCGAAAAAAACCAAAACGAGGAAUAUUUUGGAGAAAAUUUGCAAUAAAAAUUAUUAAAAAAAAAUAAAAUUGGAAUUUAUUUAUUUGUGCUGUGGUGAAUCCUGUGAAUCCUCUAAAAAACAUCACAAGAAAAUAAAAAAUCCACACGACCUGCCAAAACAAGGCAACGGGGCAAAGAAACACAAAACUCGUAACCGGUGUCGUAAAAAACCAGUACCGUUCGUUCGUUUCGUAUUGUGCCGCGUUUCCAUUAUCCUUUCUACUGACGUUGGUAGAGCAGUUCGGUGACUUCGUAGUUUUGUUCUUUGAUUUUUUUUGCUUUUGCAAAUAAAACUGUGAAUACGAUUUUUUUCUGUGGCGUGAAAAAUUAAAUAAAGAAAAAAUAUCUAAAUAAGGCGUAAAUAAAUAAAUUAGAAAAUUUUUAAAUAAUUUUUAAACAAAAAGAAAAUCGAGUGAAGUGUUCAACAAAAAAGGAGCAAUGAAAAAUGAAAGCUGAAUUUUGAUACCGUUUGAGAUGGAAACCAAAAUCUUGAACUGCUCUUGGCAAAAGAACAAUGAAAUCACCUGCUUAUAAACAUAACAUCAACAAGAAAAAAAUAACAAAGAAUAUAAGUUGGUUUACUCAACAAUUGCUUUGCUUUUGGGCUAUGAAAUAAAGAAAACAAAAUAGAAAAAAAGAAGAAAAAGAAAAAAAAAACCAAAACCAAGCAACCAUAACAUGCCAUGGUGUGUGGGGUGUUUUAUAAAUCAUACUUUGUUUUCUGCUUUCCGCUACAACUCUAUCCUUUCAACGGCAACAGCAACAGCAACAACACACAGAACAUUAACAACAAUAAAAGCUAAAAUAACAAAUACAACAGCAACAACAACAACAUCGCCAGCAAUUCAUUUCAAUAAAGCCAUAGAAAACCAAAUGAGGUUAAAACAAAGCUAACAAUGCAACAAUGCCAAACAAUUGUUAAAUAAAUAUAUGUGCAUAUAUUUGUGUGUUGUGACGUGCAGUAUAUGUGUGUAUUUGUAUAUGUGAAUAGUGAAAAUAGAAAAACAAAACAAGAGCAGCAACAGCAACAUUGACUGCAAUACAAAUGCAAAUAAUGUUUGUAACAGAACACAAAAAAAAAACAACAACUGAAAAAAAGGAACGACAGCAACGCUGUUUAAACCCAACAAUCAAAACCCCCUUGGCAAUGUAAAUUAAACGGAAAACAGAAAAAAAAAACACGCACACACAAAAAAAACAGCAACGACAACAACACCAAUAACAAUAACAACAACAACAAACAACCCAUGCUCUUGUAUAAUUUAGUUAAUAAUCAUAACAACAAUAACAAGGACAUACACCAAACUGGGUUCACAUUAGAACUGCAUAGAACUUUUUUUUUCUCAAAGAGAGAAAGAGAGCGAGAGAGAGAGUGCAAAAAAACUUCCUCUACUAAAACAUAAUUACCGAAACUAAAAAAAAAAAACACAAACAUACACCCAUAGCUAGUUUAUGUAUAUUUAACAUAUAAGCAUGUGUAUAUGUGUGAGUGAGUCCGUUAAGGUAUGCUGAACAGCAAAACUACCAACACGAAAGAAAAAAAACACAGGAACAACAACGACAUUUCUACAACUGCAUAUAACCUCAUCAUAACUCUCAUUAUAACUCUCAGCAAACGGUGAAGCAAAAGGCCACACACGGACACACACCCAUUUAGCCCCACCACAACAAAGAGAGAGAGAGAGAGGGAGCGAGAAUCAUUAUUGCCUUGUUGUGUUAUGCCCUCAGGGGAUGGGCUCUGUGUGCUCAGUGUAUAACGGAGCAAAAACAAGACACACAGCAACAACUAAAAAACCAGCAAAGAGUAACUGCAAUAUUGCCUAGGGCGAUCACUCUGAGUGGAGAGCAGUUAAAAAAAAAAGUAGAGAACAAGAGUGAGUGGGUGUAUAGUAGAGAGAGAGAACAAAUCACCCACAUUGUGUUAGGUCAUUGAUGUGGUCUUGUCAAAAAAAGAAAAAAACCUCCUUUAAACUCAACAAAAUAAACCCUCUUCAACUCUCUCUGUUCUUAAAGGGAGUCUUCUUUUUCCCAGAAACAACGACUUCUGUUGUUGUCUAACAACUUUGCUGCCAGGCAAACAACUCAACAUCAAAGCCUCAACAAAGCAAAGCCUCAACUAUGGAUAUAUUAAAUCUAAACCCCCUAACAUCGUCAACAACAUCCUUACGUUUGUUUUCUUCAUGGUCAGCAUUAGCGGCGACCAGGACAACAUCCUCCCAUUCAACAACAACAACAGCAGCAGCAACAACAACACCAACAACGUCCAUAUCCUCAACCAUCUCCAGCAUAUUCUGCUGGCUGUUAAUCGUGCUGAUAUGCUGUACAUCACAAACAAAUUCGACACGUGCCCGGGUGACACCCACCGUCAUGACACGUAACAUUGAGGAGGAAAAUGUUAAAUUUCUUUUACAAGGACCCCCGGUUGUAGCCGAAUCAAUAGUCGGCACCCAUGCAAGACUGCCGUGCAACGUGACACCACCCUUACUGGAAGAUCGAGUGGCCUUGGUGAUAUGGUACAAAGUUGGACUGAAGACACCCAUUUACAGUGUUGAUACCCGAGAAUCGAACUUUUCCCAUGGCACCCAUUGGUCGGACGAGGCAUAUCGAGAACGUUUAUCCUUUGCCCUGGAUGGCCGCACCGGCACGCUGACCAUGACGAAUGCCCAACAGGAGGAUACGGGCGAAUAUCGAUGUCGUGUCGAUUUUCAAAAGAGCCCAACACGUAAUUCCAAAGUUAAUUUGACCGUCAUAAUUCCACCCGAGUCGAUUAUAAUACUGGAUCACAAAGGUACAACAAUAAAGGAUCAUGUCCUGGGUCCAUACAAUGAAGGUGCCAUAAUAAAUAUAACUUGUGUUGCCAUCGGGGGUUCACCACAACCACGCGUUACCUGGUGGCGUGAAAAUACACUGCUUGACGGCUCAUCACAUCCGCUGUCCGAUCGACGGGUCGGCAAUAUCCUAUCGCUGGGCAAAUUGAAACGCAACAACCUGAAUAUGCAGCUAACAUGCGUGGCGGCCAACAACAAUAUCACGGUGCCAAUAACCAACACCGUGACACUCGACAUGAACUUACGUCCUCUGGUUGUGAAGCUACAGGGAGAAAAUCGCCCUCUGUCGGCGGGGAAUUCCUAUCAAUUGAGUUGUGUUGUAACCGGAUCGAGACCGGCGCCUACCAUUACCUGGUGGAAGGGCAGUACACCGAUGAAGAAUACAAGGGAAAUUGCUAAUCCCGAUGGUAACAUGACCACAUCAAUAUUAACCUUUACACCCACAAUUGAUGACCGUGGCAAAUAUUUAUCAUGCCGGGCCGAGCAGAGCAUGAUACCCGAAUCGGGCAUGGAAGAUGGCUGGAAAUUGGAUAUUUAUCAUAUCCCCGUAGUCAGCCUGGAACUGGGCACAAACUCCAUGAACUCAACGCUGCGAGAGGGUAUUGAUGUCUUCUUUGAAUGCAACAUCAAAUCGAAUCCAUGGGUCAACAAAGUCAGUUGGCGGCAUAAUGGCAACAUAUUGGAAAACAAUAUCACGGAAGGCAUUAUCGUGGCCAACCAGAGUCUGGUGUUGCAGAAUGUCAGCCGGGCACGCAGUGGCAUCUAUACGUGUGUGGGUAAUAAUCGCGAGGGCGAUGGUGAAAGCAAUCCCGUGCAUUUGGAUAUAAGAUUUGCACCUGUCUGCCGGCAAGGCCAACGCACCGUUUACAGCACCGGCCGUCAGGAGAUGGCAAAGGUCGCCUGCGAAAUUGAUGCAAAUCCACCGGAAGCCAACUACAGCUGGAAAUUCAAUGCAACACUUGGCGAAACAAUCGAUAUACCGGCAUCCCUGAUAGCUGUCGAUCGAGGACGGAGCGUGGCCCAUUAUACACCGAUGACAGAGAAUGACUAUGGCACUUUACUGUGUUGGGCCAGUAAUGAAAUCGGUGAUCAGACAGAACCCUGUGUCUAUACCAUAGCCCCAGCAGGUGAACCGGAUCCCUUGGUAAACUGCACGCUACUCAAUCAAACCUCAACCGGCUUUCAAAUUGAAUGUGUUGAGGGUUUCGAUGGUGGCCUGCAACAGGAUUUCAUUAUGGAGGUAUAUGUGAAUGGUACCACAAGGCAUCCGAAAAUCUACAAAUCUAAAACACCAUAUUUUGAGGUGCGUGGCCUGAUUCCAGGUGCCGGCUAUAAUGUAUUUUUGGUAGCUCACAAUAGCAAAGGACGCAGUAAUGCCACAAUCCUGCAAGUCUAUACACUUAAGGAUCCCGAAAAACAGACAGUUUUGAUUACUUACAAAAAGCAAUUCGUUACAACAAUGCCUUUGUUUAAUGUGACUGUUCUCAGCACCUCAACUACCACCACCCCCUGUACACCUUAUAAUUUAACACCACCACCACCCAAGUCCAAUAAGAAAAAUCUCUCCUUGGCCUAUGCCCCCGUCAUUGAGGAUAUACGUCCAUUUCUGGGCAUCCUCGUGGGCAUUGUGGUCAGCAUCAUUUUGGUGGCCUUUAUCAUAGUGAUUAUUGUACGCAUGCGCGGCUCAUCGGGUAGAGAUCGUAAUAAUUAUAUGCAUGGCACGGCAACGGCCCAGGGACGCAACAAUAAUGGCUUGGGUUCGCUGCACAACAGCCAUGACAUGCAUAAUGGUCGCGGCAAUUGUCAUGUGACAAGCAGUAUAGAUAGCAUUGAUAAGAAUCCGGAUAUAAUACCACAGGAUGGCCACGACGAAGAUGACGAAUGGACCACAAAUGCCCACAAUCAUGCCUUUGCCACGGCGGCUUUGGCCGAACAGAAUGCUGUCAUAACCUCAUCGACCACGUAUGAUCACAUUAUACCUACAUAUGCCGUUGUCGAUAAGAAGUCACAAACACAACAUUUACAACAACUGCAGCAACAACAGCAGCAUCAGCAACAAACCCAACAAAUGUCGGUGCAACCGCCACCCUCGCAUCAUGGACAAUAUCUGCAAUAUAAUACCCUGAUACCGACCAAUAAAAUGGGUGCAUAUGGCGCCCAACAGCAGCCGCAAACGGGAGCAAAGAACGAUUUAUCCCAUGCCGAUAUGACCGGCCUGGGCGGCCAGCCCCGCAUGGCGCCCUAUUGCAGUGCCACUUUGGGCCGACCACGACAAACGGAAUUGAAACGAGCCGAACCCAACAUCUAUUCACAGAUCGAUCUAGCCCAUCAUCCCAUGUACUCGACGAGUCCCAUGUUUGCCACAAACACCAUUACCGGUGUCACCAUGUCACAUCCAUCACAAUUGGCCACCUUCACCACCCCACACUCUUUGUAUGCCCAUAAAAUAGUUUCAGCACCACCCUCCUCGGCGCACACACAAUCACUGCACAGCACCCUUUCCACCCAUCAUCAGCAGCAGCAGCAACAGCAUGCAGCAGCUGUGGCGGCAGCGGGUCUCCUACAGACCAGUGGCAUUCUAUCCAUGCACAUGGCCCAACAACAGCCCCCUAUGCCAGCCGUCUCUCAUCACAGCAGCCAACAACAAUCCAUCAUUUGUGCGUCCCAAAAAAGGCCACAAUCGCCAUUGGCCCAAUCGUCAUCAUCGGCGGCAGCAUCGGCUAAAGCAACAGCCGGUGUGGCAUCACCGGUGGCCACCUCCUCCUCAUCGUCGGCGUCAUCGUCCUCGGUGUCGGGUCAAGUUGGCAGUCUCUUACAUUUACAGGGCAAUGGCAGUAUAGUGAGUGUUGGCAGUAUGGGAUCCUCAGGUGUCUACACCAACGAAGCGGCUGCCGCCUCUGGCCUCCUCAAAACCGUACCGGAAGAAAUCGUACACCAUCAGCUGAAUGGUGAGAGCAUUUUAAUGACACAGGAUCGCAACAAUGGAACACGAUUCUGACGGUAAAUGUCACAGAAACGAGCAACUAAGGCAACAAUAAUUUAAAAUUAAAGUUAAAAUUAAACGCAAAAAAAUAAUAAAUAAAUAAAAAUUAAAUGGACAAGACAAUGAACCUCAGAUGAAAAAUAAGAAAAAAGAAAAUAUUUAAAUUCCAUUAAAAAAAAAAAAAAAAAACAAAAAAAAAAAGAAAACAACUUUUUUAAAACAAAAAAUAUAAAAAAAGGAAACUCAAUUUGAAAGUGAACCUCAUGUUAAGAAGAAUAGAAACUAGACAGGUCGACAAAAUUGCAACAGAAAAUAUGGAGAGCAAAGAGGAGUCCUUUUUUGUUGAAAUGAAAAAGGAUGAUACGGAAACUACCAUAGAAAUAGUUAAUAUGACUAAACAUAACGAUUUUAGCUAAAGAAAAUGUUAAUGGAAAAUGACAGAUUAGACCGACAGACAGAGGACAGAAAGAAGUACUCAAUUAACUGCCUUUUGCAAAGACAAAAAAAUUAAAAAAAAAAAAAAA
Messenger RNA from Musca domestica (house fly), 6555 nucleotides. RefSeq names its product hemicentin-1 (gene side-VIII). The transcript is spliced from 21 exons. The record is from RefSeq and is a predicted model, not a curated record. Lineage: Eukaryota; Metazoa; Arthropoda; Insecta; Diptera; Muscidae. Bases 2339 to 6046 code for a protein of 1235 amino acids. Gene Ontology annotation, molecular function: protein binding.